AUGUAUAUCAUGAAGAUCGCUCCAGCAGCUUUGCUGAUCACAUUGGGAUUGUCGUCACCAGUUAACCAUAUCAGCAAGAGACAGUUGGGCGGCCUCACUGGCAUCUUGGAGAUCGUCAAGGAUGUACUGCCCGCGACUGGCAGCGUCGGCGGUGUUGGCAGCGGCAUUGGAAGUGGAAGUGGAGGCUCAAACAUCCCAGGUGUUCCUGACACCGAUAAUGACGACACGCCCAGUGUCGAUACCUCAUGCGUCGACGCGAUUUCCAAGAUCGACGAAGCACUUAGUAUCAGUGCUCAGCUCAUGGAAGCCAGUGGAGAACAACCAACCAUGCAACAGAUCCUAGCUGUGCUUGGCGUACUCGAAGAUUCACUUGGAGACGAGUGCAAAGAAGACGAUGAUAGCAGCAGUGAAGACGACAUGGACGACAUGGAGGGAAUGGAUAUGCUCACCGUUCGAGCUGAAGAGUGCUCAGCAUGCGAGCAAGCUCUGUACGGAAUCGUCAAGCAACUGCAAAACAUCUUCUCUAUCGGACAGGCUGCGACGGAUGUUCUUCCAGAUACCGGAGACCUUCCUAGCGCAGGCGACCUUCCAAGUACUGGUGGUCCCAAGCUCCCUCCUCUGGUCGAUGAUUUAAAGGCUGUAGUCAUUAACACGACUAUGCCGAUGAAUAUGACGAUGCCUGUCAAUACUACCACUAACUCCAUCUCUCCCAUGGCACGAACUGUUCUGAGCACACCACAGCUGAGGCGGAGAAUAGUCGCUGGGUCAAGAAGGCAGUAG
Messenger RNA from Lithohypha guttulata, 780 nucleotides. RefSeq lists its product as uncharacterized. The record is from RefSeq and is a predicted model, not a curated record. NCBI's taxonomy places the organism in Eukaryota, Fungi, Ascomycota, Eurotiomycetes, Chaetothyriales, Trichomeriaceae. Bases 1 to 780 code for a protein of 259 amino acids. The transcript is spliced from 2 exons.